CACAUGAGCAGCAGGAGGAGUCGGGAGCGGAGAGGCUUGACGGCGGAUAUAACACCACGCCCCUCUCUGCCAAGCAUCCAUUUACUGAGGAGCUGAUGUGUGCUGCCUCACUGGAUGCAUUCAGACUCAGCAGUAACAGAAGGAAAAACCCUUCAGUGCUGUGGCACUCUGGAUAUGGAUUACAGCACGCAGGAGUCGUCUUAUGAGCAGCCACUGGAGCAUUUCUGAAGAGGUUCGUUGCAUCAUUCUUAGCAGAAUCUUCACGUUGGAUAUUUAUAACCUCAGAGGGAAGGUGAAUUUAUAAGAGAAUCUAAGUGAAGCUGCUGACAGCGGUGUGAAACCUGGCUGGGGAGAAUCUGGAGGAUUUCACACUGAUAAGCACCAAGGAGCAACACAAGGAAACUGCAGUCUGUCCACUUCAUCCACCCAGGAUUCUACAGGUUGCUCUCACGCGUUGGGUUCAGACUUAAGUUUCGAACAUGACCACCAUGCAGAAGCUGCUGCAGCUGCCGGUGAGCGCCGUGAACAUGGUGAAGACGGUGCAGAACCAGGUCCAGGGAGGCCAGGAGGAGGACAAGAGUCCGGUGCUGACCCCCGACGGUGUCCAGCAGACGUGGUACAGCGCCCUGCAGCCUGACGAGCUGCGCCACCUCCGAUCUGGAGGCACAGGUGGUGGAGGUGGUGGAAGAGACCAGGAUGAGCGAGCAGCACUGGAGGAAGGUGGCGGCAGCAGCAGUUUUCAAAGUCAACCUUUGCGACACGACGACCUGAAGGAGAUGCUGGACAGCAACAAAGACUCACUGAAGCUGGAGGCGAUGAAACGGAUCGUGGCCAUGAUCGCCCGAGGAAAAAACGCGUCAGAUCUCUUCCCUGCUGUGGUGAAAAACGUGGCGUGUAAAAACAUAGAGGUGAAGAAGCUGGUCUAUGUUUAUUUGGUGCGUUAUGCUGAGGAGCAGCAGGAUCUCGCUCUGCUCUCCAUUUCCACGUUCCAACGAGGAUUGAAGGAUCCAAACCAGCUGAUCAGAGCGAGCGCCCUGCGAGUCCUCUCCAGCAUCCGGGUCACGAUAAUCGUCCCGAUAAUGAUGCUGGCCAUCAAAGAAGCUGCUUCCGAUAUGUCUCCAUACGUCAGAAAGACUGCUGCUCACGCAAUUCCCAAACUCUACAGUUUGGAUCCAGAACAGAAGGACCAGCUGAUUGAAAUCAUAGAGAAACUCCUCGCUGACAAAACCACGCUGGUGGCAGGAAGUGUUGUCAUGGCUUUCGAAGAGGUGUGUCCAGAACGCAUCGACCUGAUCCACAAGAACUACAGGAAGCUGUGUAACCUCCUGAUCGAUGUGGAGGAGUGGGGGCAGGUCGUCAUCAUCAACAUGUUGACCCGCUACGCCAGAACGCAGUUCCUCAACCCAAACAUGAAUGAGUCGCUGCUGGAGGAGGGAGGAGACAAGACCUUCUACGGCUCUGAUGAAGAUGAGGAUGAAGACGAGGAGGAGGACAAAGAUAAGAAAGCCGAGGCUGCCACCUUGGCCAAGAGGAAACCGUAUGUGAUGGAUCCAGAUCACCGGCUGCUACUGAGGAACACGAAGCCGCUGCUGCAGAGCCGCAACGCAGCUGUGGUGAUGGCUGUGGCUCAGCUGUAUUUCCAUCUUGCCCCUAAAGCAGAGGUUGGGGUGAUCGCCAAGGCCCUGGUGCGUCUCCUGAGGAGUCACAGUGAGGUCCAGUUCGUUGUUCUCCAGAACGUGGCAACAAUGUCGAUCAAGAGAAGGGGGAUGUUUGAGCCGUACCUGAAGAGUUUCUACAUCCGCUCCACUGACCCAACCCAGAUUAAAGUCCUCAAGCUGGAGGUUCUCACUAAUUUGGCCAAUGAGACGAACAUCUCCACCAUCCUCAGAGAGUUUCAGACGUACAUUAAAAGCAUGGAUAAAGAUUUUGUGGCUGCUACCAUCCAAGCAAUCGGCCGCUGUGCUACCAACAUCGGCGAGGUGAGGGACACGUGUCUGAACGGCCUGGUGCAGCUGCUGUCCAACAGAGACGAGUUGGUUGUGGCCGAGUCGGUGGUUGUUAUCAAGAAGUUGCUGCAGAUGCAACCGGAGAAGCACAGCGACAUCAUCAAGCACAUGGCCAAACUAACAGACAACAUCCAGGUGCCUAUGGCAAGGGCCAGUAUCUUGUGGCUGAUUGGAGAGUACUGUGAGCACGUACCUAAGAUCGCCCCGGAUGUCCUGAGGAAGAUGGCCAAGUCUUUUACGAAUGAAGACGACAUUGUCAAGCUGCAAAUCCUCAAUUUGGCUGCAAAGCUUUAUCUCACCAACUCCAAACAGACCAAACUUUUGACGCAGUAUGUUCUCAACUUGGCCAAGUAUGACCAGAACUACGACAUCCGCGAUCGGGCGCGCUUCAUUCGCCAGCUCAUUGUGCCCACGGAGAAGUGUGGGGCUCUGAGCAAGUACGCUAAGAAACUGUUCCUCGCCCUGAAACCUGCACCGAUCCUCGAGUCUCCAUUUAAAGAUCGAGACCAUUUCCAGUUGGGUUCAUUGUCCCACCUGCUGAAUGCCAAGACUGGGGGCUACCAGGAGUUGCCUGACUGGCCUGAAGCUGCCCCAGAUCCCUCCGUGCGCAACGUGGAGGUGAAGGAGUCUGUUUUUACGCUGCUUGAAAGAGUCACAACAUUAACGAGUGUGCCCGAGUGGACAAAGUGCAGCAGCCGGGAGAAGCGGAAGGAGAAGAAGGUGGAGAAGCCGUUCUACUCGGACUCAGAGGGCGAGUCUGGGCCGACAGAGUCAGCUGAUAGUGAGUCGGACUCUGUCAGCGGCUCAGAGAUUGGCAGCGGCAGCGGGGUGAGCGGGUUAGGAUCAGAAAGCGAAGAGAGCGAGGAAGGCUCUGAGUCUGAGGAGGAGGAUGAAGAGGAGAAAGACAAAAAGAAGAAAAAGAAAGAAUUAAAGAAGCCGGUGCGAGAAAGUGAAAGUGAGCAGAGCAGUGAAGAAGAAGAGAGCAAGCGUGAGAGGAAAAGCAAACCACGCAAGAGCGCCUCAGAAUCGGAAUCAGAUGAGGAGGAGGAGAGCGAGUCCGAAAGCAGCCAAUCAGAGUCUGAGGACUCUGAUUCUGAGGUAGAGGUCAAAAAGAAAAAAAAGGCAGCUGAAUCUAAACCUCCCUCCAAACCUGUCAAGAUCGAGAGCAAGAAAGAGAAGAAAGAGAUGUCGCUACUCGACCUGGACGAUUUUGAGCCUGCACCCUCUCCUCAAGUCACGCCCAUCAACACCUUCCUGUCCAGCAGCCUUGCGACCGACCUGGAGGGCUUGUCUCUGUCUGACAGUGUUCUCUCCCCGGCAACCAUCGCCCCCUCCAGUGCGUUGAAGAGCUACGAGCUGCUGCACCGCAUCACAGGGGAGGGUCUGUCGGUGGAGUACUGCUUCAGCCGGCAGCCUUUUAGCCCUGACGCCAACAUGGUGGCGGUGCAGAUGCAGUUCACCAACAGCGCCACGUCCGACACCAAGAACCUGCACAUGGAGGACGUGAAGCUGCAUUCUGGCAUGAGAGUGAAAGAGUUCCCAGAGAUUGAGCUGCUGCCGACAGGUGAGACAUCCACAGCUGUAAUGGGCAUCGAUUUCUGUGACUCAACCCAAGCGGCGAACUUCCAGCUGUGCACUCACACCAGGAAAUUCUUCGUGUCUAUCCAGCCGCUGGUUGGGGAGCUGAUGAGGCCUGUCUUCCUGACUGAGAACGAAUUUAAAAAGGAACAAGAGAAGCUAUUACACAAUCAUGGUCAGCUGAUGGGCAUGAACGAAAUCACAGAGAGGCUGACUCUGGACAUCAAGUGUCGGAAUGAACACGCCAUCGUCCAGCGGGUGGCCACCGCCGCCAACCUCAGCAGAGUCCCCUGUGGUUCCGAUAAAGAGUGCAGUCCUCCUGUCCCUCCUGCUGAUCACCCUGUCCACAGGUUUGCCGGCCGCACAGUGACCAGCGGCAGCCUGGUGUUGGUCACCGUGGCGACCAAAGAGGAUGGAGCCGCCCAGCUGACGGUCAACUGCGAGAAGAUGGUGAUCGGCACCAUGCUGGUGAAGGACAUCCUCCUGGCUUUGACGCAGUGACCCGUGCCUGCGCUCUACCUCCACCCCCCGCCCCCCCUCGCUCCACCCACCUCUCACAUAUUGUCCAGGUCAUCACACGUGUAGCAUCGCCUCCGUUCUCGAGUCGAUGAGAACGUUUCCAGAUUGUUUAACUCCAGGUUGUUGUUUUCUUAAAGAGCCCCCCGCUCUCAGAAACUGCUGAAGGCCACAACUCAACACGAUAUUCAUGACAAUCAGACCGAUGUUUGACUUGAUCCUUUGCUCCCAUUUAAAGUUUCUUAUAUUCAUCUUCCAAAAAUAUUUGUUUUGCAACAUGUUUGUUGCUUGAGGACAACAUUUAGUGGUCUCAAAAUCUGGAAUAUGACAAGUAACUCCCAUCCAAAUGUCAGAAGUUACUCACUGCAAAAACAUCACAGGCACCUGAUUCGUGGUUCAAAUCUCAAUACAAGGUUCACCUUGCACCUUGUCUUCACCGUGUACCUCAUGUUUUCUGAGCUUUCAGCUGCAUGUCAUGAUCUUCAUCAGCGGAUGGACUCACAGAGACUACAGGGGAAGUUUAUUUGUGCAGCAUCUUUCAACAACAAAGUGCUGUACAUAAAAAAGGCAUAAAGACUAAAUACAAUAAGAUAUAAUUUGCGACGGCUGCUUUGUAUUCCUUCCAUACAGCUUCGCUGUGAUGACGACCUUUCAAGUUGUGAUAAGUAAUAUUAAGAUUUGUGGUGUUGAAACUUGGAGUCUUUUUCCCCUCCUCUCAGAAUUUUGUUAAGUAUAAUGAAAUGCUGCCACCCGCUGGAUAAUCACAAUUAUCUGCUUUUUUUAUCGGCUUAGAUGUCAUUUCUUGGAAUAAUAAAAAAGAAAAUACUUUUCCUUUUAAUUAAUAAUAUUAAACCAAAACUAGACAUAGCAUCGACUAGCACCAGGUAAAGCUCAUCAAUAACCAGAGAAAGGUAAAGGAGGGCAUCAAUGGCACCCCCCCACCCACCCCCUGCAUCAUGAUCAAUUCUACGACGCGACCUGAUAUCAUGUGUGUAAACUCCAUCUGCUGAGGAAGACCAUGAGAUGUGGUGCAGUGCUUUGAAAAGAUAAAAACUAGGAUUAUUUAUGUGGCCCUAACUGAGAAUGUAACAAUUAAAGUCACUCACACAGUCAUAUUAGGAGUCCAAUCCUGACAAAACCCAUUUUUAUAAGUGAUGCAGUUCCACCCAUAAAACUUGGUGAAAUUAAUUGAAAAUACAAAUGGCCAAGUAGUUUUUUAUAAUUCUUUGAGAAGUGGAUGAACAAAUCUGUCACGGCAGUUUUAAUUUUACGCUUGUUAGGUGCCAGCUAUCGGAUUAUUUUAAGAUGUAGAUAUUAGAGUUGAUAGAGAAUACACUGUAGAAUCCCAGAGAACAGGUCACCAUGAAAAACAUUUUUAAGUUCCUUAAGAUCUGCUUCAUCAAUACUCAUCCAGUGAGUUGAUUUACAAAUCAAAUGUAGCAUGAAGGCUCAACUAAGACAACACUUACCUGCAACUGAACCGGUUUUGGCACAAUAACAAAUGUUAAUCAAUGACUCGCCACUCCUGUGAAAAUAGAAGGGUUUUCACGGCACCUCUGCGGUACAGUAGUUGUCAUAGUGUGAUGUUCAUUACAGUACGUGGGGCGUUGUAUAAAUGUCAUUGUAUGUAUUGCGACAUGUAAUGCAGUAAUACUAUAAGGUGUGGUGUGUGUGUGAGUGUGUAUGCGUGUGUGUUUUUGUGGGUGUGAUGAUACUGAAUAUUGACCAGUCAAACAUUAACAAGAAACUGACUCUCUGUCAUGAAGCUCAUCGCCAUCAUCAGUCGUCAGUCACCUUGUAGCGGUGUUUGCUGAGUCAGCUGCAGGCUACAAAGAUUCAGAAAUGAUUUACCCGUCUCUUAUUUCAUUGUUAAUUUGUCACCUUACCAACCUGAAAUUCUGAUGAAUGUUGACAAAUGUUACAGAAGAAAUGCAGAUUGUAGAAAACCUUCAAAAAUGAGUGAAACUUAUUUACCUAACAAAAGUCAUCAAAGUCAAGGGAAUCGAUUGAUGCAAAAUGAUGCAAUAUUGGGUCCAUAAAGCUAAAGAUGUCUUUAAGAUGUCUUGUUUUGUCCAGCACACAGAUAUUCACUGGAAUAUCACAGAAACUUCAGGAAGUCCCUUUUUUUAAAUAACUAAUUGAUCAUCAAAAAGGCUGCAUAUUUUUUUUAGGUGAAAGCCUUAUUAUUUCAGCUCUACCAAAUCCAAUAUUUAGACUUUGCCCUUCAAAGGACAACCUUUAAAGGUCCUGUGUAGAAGACUUAGUGGCAUCUAGUGGUGAGGUUGCAGGUUGCAACCAACUGAAUUCCCCUCCCCUCAUCAUUACUUUCCAAGUGUGUGGAAGAACCUACACUUAAUAGAUAACACCUAGAUAACAUAAAAAUACGAAAGGUCCUGUCAAAAGCUGUUGUUUAGCUUGUCCACUCUGGGCUACUGUAGAAACAUGGUGAGACAACAUGGCAGCCCCCAUGGAAAAGGACCCUGUCUUGACAUAGAUAUAAAGGGCUAAUUCUAAAGAGUUGGAAACACAAUGAUGCUUGGUUUCAGGUGAUUGUUCACGAAUGAAAACACUAGAAAAAUGUUUAAUUUUCGACAAUCCAUUUCUUUUAAAUGGAUUGUCAUGAGUCCUACACAGUACACUUGGUUUCUUGCUGAAACACAUGUUCACUGUAGCUACUACAUAGCUUCAUUCUGCAUUUUAGUCCAACUCUUAAAUAAACUUUAACAACUGAAAGAUGAUUUCCCUUUGAGGUUAUACGUUUUUGAGAAUCUGUUAAAAUACCUUCCUGAUGUGCGGAUGAUAAUGUCUGAGAUGUUCAGGUUAAGUGUCAGGUGACACUCCUCAUGCCUUUGUUGACAUUUAGAUUUCACAUCACAGGUCGUGCGGUUUCUUUUUUUGUCGUCGGCCCUUAUGUAGUGGCUGCGCAUAUUUUUCUCAUCGUCAACAGAUUGUUUGUGUUUCUAUUUAUUAAUUAAUUGUUUCUUGACUGUUGUGUUAUGUUUAGUUUUUUUACCAAGAGAGUACAGUCCAGCAAAACAUUGAACAGUUGAAUUGUUUAUUCGGAAACUGAGAUUUAUAGUCACGGCAGCACAGCCAUUCUGAAGAAUGUAAAGAGGACGGAAUAUAAGUUUUAAUGUAUAAAAACAAAUCCAAUGAAAACGUUUUCUCCGCAUUGGUUUUCAAAUAUCCAAAGUAUGGUUCAUCAUACCCUGUGUGUGGUUGUGAAAUGUGGCCCUGAAGUAUUACAGGUUUAUUUAUUAUACAAAUAAAAAAAUAUAGAUACAA
Hippoglossus stenolepis (Pacific halibut) is the source of this 7385-nucleotide messenger RNA. Its product is annotated as AP-3 complex subunit beta-2. The transcript has 29 exons. Gene Ontology annotation, biological process: intracellular protein transport; anterograde synaptic vesicle transport; vesicle-mediated transport. The record is from RefSeq and is a predicted model, not a curated record. NCBI's taxonomy places the organism in Eukaryota, Metazoa, Chordata, Actinopteri, Pleuronectiformes, Pleuronectidae. The coding region runs from base 480 to 4085 and encodes 1201 amino acids. Gene Ontology annotation, cellular component: AP-3 adaptor complex; membrane coat.